GGAUCCAAUGCUCCAUCUAUAAGGAGCCUCCUCGGCUUGCCAAGACAGCACAGGAUGCAGUGGGUGAAGGUGCUUGGAGGGGUGGUGGGGGCCGCCGCCCUCUUAGGGCUGGGAAUCAUCCUGGGCCACUUUGCCAUCCCCAAGGGGGCCAACCAGCCAGCUUCCCAGGAACUGGACCUGGACCCGGAGAUCCUCAAGACCGUCAUGGGACAGCUAGAUGCCAACAGAAUCCGAGAGAACCUUAGAGAACUCUCCAAGGAGCCGCAUGUGGCCUCCAGCCCCCGGGAUGAGGCGCUCGUGCAGCUGUUGCUGCAGCGCUGGCGGGACCCGGACUCGGGCCUGGACUCAGCCGGCACCUCUGAGUACGAAGUGCUCCUGUCCUUCCCCAGUCAAGAGCAGCCUAACCACGUGGAUGUUGUGGGUCCCUCUGGGGACAUCCUCUUCACCUGCCGACGAAGCGAAGAGAACCUGACUAAGGACCAGGAGGCGCCCGAUGUGCUGCCACCCUAUGCUGCCUAUGCUCCCCCUGGAACCCCUCAGGGCCUCCUUGUCUACGCCAACAAGGGCUCGGAAGAAGACUUCCUGUACCUAUACAAUAAGGGCAUCAACCUGCAAGACACCAUCGCCCUCACCCGCUACGGGGGUGUAGGGCGGGGGGCCAAGGCUGUGAAUGCCGCCAAGUACGGGGUGGCUGGGGUGCUGGUGUACACGGACCCCGGCGACAUCAACGAUGGGAAGAGCUUGCCCAACGAGACCUACCCACACUCCUGGGGUCUGCCUCCCUCGGGGGUGGAGCGAGGCUCCUACUUUGAGUAUUUUGGGGACCCCCUGACUCCUUACCUUCCAGCCAACCCCUCCUCCUUCCGCCUGGACUCUGCCGAUGCUUCUGGAUUUCCCCCAAUUCCCACUCAGCCCAUUGGCUUCGAGGAUGCAAAAGUCCUCCUCUGUAACCUCCAAGGAAACUCAGCCCCAGAGGACUGGCAGGGAGCCCUGGGCUGUGACUACAAUUUGGGACCUGGCUUCCGUCCUGACGGCAACUUCUCAGCAGACAGCCAGGUGAACGUGAGUGUCCACAACCGCCUGGUGCUGCGGAACUCGUCCAACGUCCUGGGGAUCAUCCGCGGGGCCGUGGAGCCAGACCGCUACGUGAUCUAUGGGAACCACAGGGACAGCUGGGUACACGGGGCCGUGGACCCCAGCAGUGGCACGUCUGUCCUCCUGGAGAUCUCGCGCGUCUUGGGGACUCUGCUGAAGAAGGGCACCUGGCGUCCCCGCAGGUCAAUCGUGUUUGCGAGCUGGGGGGCAGAGGAGUUUGGGCUCAUCGGCUCCACAGAAUUCACCGAGGAAUUCUUCAGCAAGCUGCAGGAGCGCACCGUGGCCUACAUCAACGUGGACAUCUCGGUGUUUGCCAACGCCACCCUGAGGGCGCAGGGGACGCCCCCGGUCCAAAGUGUCAUCUUCUCCGCAGCGAAACAGAUCCCGGCACCAGGGCGCAGCAGUCUCAGCAUCUACGACAACUGGAUCCAAUAUGUCAACCGUAGCAGCCCGGUGUACGGCCUGGUCCCCAGCUUGGGCACUCUGGGCGCUGGCAGCGACUAUGCACCCUUCAUUCACUUCCUGGGCAUCUCCUCCAUGGACCUUGCCUACACCUAUGACCGGAGCAAGACGUCAGCCCGGAUCUACCCCACCUACCACACUGCCUUUGACACCUUCGAUUACGUGGACAAGUUUGUGGACCCUGGUUUCAGCAGCCACCAGGCUGUGGCCCGGACAGCGGGCAGUGUGCUUCUCCGGCUCAGUGACAGCCUCUUCCUACCUCUUAACGUCAGUGACUACAGCGAGACCCUCCACAGCUUCCUGCAGGCUGCCCAGCAGAACCUUGGGACCCUGUUGGAGCAGCAGAGCAUCAGCCUGGGACCUCUGGUGACUGCAGUGGAGAAGUUUGACGAGGCAGCCACAGCGUUGGGCCAGCACUUAUCAGCACUGCAGAAGGGCACCCCUGACCCCCUGCAGGUGCGCAUGCUCAAUGACCAGCUGAUGCUCUUGGAACGGACCUUCCUGAACUCGAGAGCCUUCCCGGACGAACGCUACUAUAGCCAUGUGCUCUGGGCACCCCGAACCGGCUCUGUAGCCACGUUCCCAGGCCUGUCCAAUGCCUGCUCUAGAGCCAUGAACACCACUUCUGGAUCUGCAGCCUGGGCCGAGGUGCAGAGGCAGCUCAGCAUCCUGGUGGCGGCCUUGGAGGGUGCGGCAGCCACCCUGAGGCCUGUGGCUGAACUCUGACCGUAACCCUCAUUCUUCAGCGCCCACCCCCCUUUAUUCUAACCCUCGCGAACUCCAAUUCUGAGUGUGUUGCUGUCUUCCUUGCUAUCAGGAGAGGACACGGCCUCAGGGCCCUCUCACACUUCUGAGGCAACAGCUCGGGGCCCCACCGCUGUGGACACUUGAGGGCAAUGACAAGCCCCAGAUGCAAAUUUCCCUCAUUCUGGCUCUUGGUUGGCAGAGGGUGAACAGGAGACAGCGAGGGUGGCAGUGGCAAACACACCAGCUGCCCUUGGUGGUGGAUGGGUGAGGAUGGGAUGAGUAAUGCCACGCUGGGAUGUCAACUUACAGACCACAGAGCUACCCCUCAGGCAUCAGAGGCAAACUGAGGCGCAGGGUGGACAGGGCAUUGCCCAGGUUGGGUUCCCCUCCCCCCAACCCCCUAACAUGUCUCCACCCCUCCCUGCUCUCCCCCACAUAAACGGAAUCUAACUGUUGUCCCUGCAA
Molecule: messenger RNA, 2769 nt
Organism: Phacochoerus africanus (Common warthog)
Lineage: Eukaryota; Metazoa; Chordata; Mammalia; Artiodactyla; Suidae
Gene: NAALADL1
Product: N-acetylated alpha-linked acidic dipeptidase like 1
Exons: 18
Coding region: 55-2283 (742 amino acids)
Molecular function (GO): carboxypeptidase activity
Source: RefSeq, a predicted model, not a curated record